Poecilia latipinna (sailfin molly) is the source of this 2535-nucleotide messenger RNA. RefSeq names its product glycine receptor, alpha 3 (gene glra3). Gene Ontology annotation, biological process: monoatomic ion transmembrane transport. Lineage: Eukaryota; Metazoa; Chordata; Actinopteri; Cyprinodontiformes; Poeciliidae. Bases 581 to 1945 code for a protein of 454 amino acids. The record is from RefSeq and is a predicted model, not a curated record. The transcript is spliced from 9 exons. Gene Ontology annotation, cellular component: plasma membrane. Gene Ontology annotation, molecular function: transmitter-gated monoatomic ion channel activity; transmembrane signaling receptor activity; glycine binding.
AUUUUAUCCAUUCAGUUAUCAAUAAUAUCACAGUUGCAAGCAAAAUUCUAAGUUGGCAAACUAAAUCUUUAGCUGGCUCAGAGAUAAAUACUUAGCUUGAAGCUACAUAGUUAACUUAAUAUUUAGCGGACUUACUAAAUAUUUCUGCUUAUUUAGUUCAAUAAAUAUUUAGAUUUAGUCAGGAGCUAAGUGUUGAAAUAUGAGCAGAAUAUUUAGUUAUUAAUCUAAAUCUUUAUCUGGUGAGAAAUGGGCCGAACCCUCCGGUUUGUACAAAGUUGCUGAUUAGAUUCCACAUGUUGACGCCUGCUGCAGCAGGCAGUCAGGCCGAGCUGUGAUUGGCUGAGCUGCCCGUCGGUUCAGCCAACCAGAGCAGAGGGCGGGGCCAGCAGAGUGAACAUCUGGGCGCUCCUCCUCCUCUUCCUCAGCUUCAUCUCCGCGGCUUCGCUCCUCUCUGCUGACGGGAAGCAGCUCCGCCGCUUAACUUCCGGGAGUCUCGGCGGGAUGUCCGCGAGCUGCGACCCGCGCGCCGCCUGAGCUCACCUGGAGCGCGAGGCAGCUGAGGGCGCGCGCAGGACGAGCCAUGAGGCGGCGGGAAGCGGCGGGGGGCGCGCUGGUGGGCUGGAAGCUGCUGCUGCUGGUCAGCGUGAGCCGCUGUAAGGAGCUGGACGGCGCCGCCAGGACGCGCCACGCUCCCAUGUCUCCCUCCGACUUCCUGGACAAACUGAUGGGAAGAACGUCGGGAUACGACGCUCGGAUCCGACCGAACUUUAAAGGUCCUCCGGUCAACGUCUCCUGCAACAUCUUCAUCAACAGCUUCGGCUCCAUCGCUGAGACCACCAUGGACUACCGGGUGAACAUCUUCCUGCGGCAGCAGUGGAACGACCCGCGGCUGGCGUACGCCGAGUACCCUGACGACUCUCUGGACCUGGACCCGUCCAUGCUGGACUCCAUCUGGAAACCGGACCUGUUCUUCGCCAACGAGAAGGGAGCGCACUUCCACGAGGUCACCACCGACAACAAGCUGCUGCGCAUCUUCAAGAACGGCAACGUGCUCUACUCCAUACGACUGACAUUGACACUGUCGUGUCCCAUGGACCUGAAGAACUUCCCCAUGGACGUCCAGACCUGCAUCAUGCAGCUGGAGAGCUUCGGCUACACCAUGAACGACCUGAUCUUCGAAUGGCAGGAAAAUGGGCCGGUCCAGGUGGCGGAAGGCCUCACGCUGCCGCAGUUCAUUCUGAAGGACGAGUCGGACCUCAGAUACUGCACCAAGCACUACAACACCGGUAAGUUCACCUGCAUUGAGGUCCGGUUCCACCUGGAGCGGCAGAUGGGUUACUACCUGAUCCAGAUGUACAUCCCGUCCCUUCUCAUCGUCAUCCUGUCCUGGGUCUCCUUCUGGAUCAACAUGGACGCCGCGCCGGCCCGCGUAGCGCUCGGCAUCACCACCGUGCUCACCAUGACGACGCAGAGCUCCGGCUCCAGAACCUCGCUGCCCAAGGUGUCCUACGUAAAGGCCAUUGACAUCUGGAUGGCCGUGUGUCUCCUCUUCGUCUUCUCUGCGCUGCUGGAAUACGCCGCCGUAAACUUCGUGUCGAGGCAACACAAGGAGCUGCUGCGCUUCCGGCGCCAACACAAGAGCAAGACCAAGGAAGUGGAGAUCCAGGAGAGCCGGCCGGUGUCCACGGCCGCGGUGACCUCCACUCCCAGCAGCACCAAGGACACCAAGGUCAACGCCAACAACGCCGUGGGAGCUGUCAGCAUCUCCCAGAAUGCACCUGGAGGAGGAAGGAGCACGGAGGAGAUGAGGAAGCUGUUCAUCGACCGGGCCAAGAAGAUCGACACGGUGUCGAGAGCCGGGUUCCCUCUGGCCUUCCUCUUCUUCAACAUCUUCUACUGGGUCCUCUACAAGAUCCUGAGACACGAAGACGUCCACAAGCCCUGAGGACGAGUCCUCAGAGGACGCCGUGUCUUCAGAGGACGGCGUGUCCUCAGAGGACGCCGUGUCCUCAGAAGACAGCGUGUCCUCAGAGGACGCGUGGUCUUCAGAGGACGCCGUGUCUUCAGAGGACGCCGUGUCCUUCUGUUCAUUUAUUUUAACGUUUUUAAUCGUCUGACUUAACGUCCAAACUCAGGAAGUGACGCUGAUGAUCCACAGGAAGUUUUGAAGACGAGCCAAGAUGGAGUCCGGGACGGAUGCAGCGUCUCCCCGGUCCUGUCCAAAUCUGUGAUGGACCUCCAGAACCUCCAGGACCGCUUCACGGGUUCUGGUCCGGAUUCUUCCUCCUCUGUCGUCACCGGUUCAGUUCUGUCCCAAAACUUUUGCACGUUUCUCUCUGUGUCGCCAUCUUUGUUUCUCCUCCUUUGUGUCAAAGCUGAGCCUGAAGGAGGCGCUCACUCCAGAACCAGAACCAGAACCUGGUCCUCAUCGGGUUUUCACUGCCGUCUUAAACCUUCAUUUAUUUUAUUGUUUUGCAAAUGAUGGAAAAAUUUUCUGUUAUUAAAGUUUUAAUUAUUUUUGACUUUUUAACUUAA